This is a messenger RNA of Diprion similis, 780 nucleotides long. Its product is annotated as homologous-pairing protein 2 homolog. The record is from RefSeq and is a predicted model, not a curated record. Gene Ontology annotation, cellular component: condensed nuclear chromosome; DNA recombinase auxiliary factor complex. The transcript has 2 exons. Bases 91 to 690 code for a protein of 199 amino acids. Gene Ontology annotation, molecular function: recombinase activator activity; double-stranded DNA binding. Gene Ontology annotation, biological process: meiotic strand invasion involved in reciprocal meiotic recombination; meiotic joint molecule formation; homologous chromosome pairing at meiosis. NCBI's taxonomy places the organism in Eukaryota, Metazoa, Arthropoda, Insecta, Hymenoptera, Diprionidae.
CCUAGAAGAAAGAAGUUUCAUUAAUUGCGCCAAGUCAAAAACGAGCUUGCGGAUCGUACGAGUCUUCAUUCUACCGCGAGGUCCAAUGAAAUGGCUACGAACGCAGUUUACGAGUUUCUCAAAGUCCAGAACAGGCCUUACAGUGCGAACGACGUCACAUCGAAUUUACAGGAAUUCAGUAAAGUCAAUGUCCAGAAGGCGUUGGACAAGCUGGUCAACAGUGAGAAAAUAUUCGAGAAGAUUUAUGGGAAGCAAAAAAUUUACUGCGUCGUUCAGGAAGCAACGCAGGAGCCAGAAGAAUUGAUGCGAAUUCAAAUGGAACUGGACCGUCACUUGACAGAAGUUACUUCGAAGAAACUGGAAGUCGAACGAGAGCUUCGCUCAAAAGAAGCCGAACUUGCAGCGCUGAAGUCAGGCUUGUCUAUCACUGAAGCGAAAGAUGAAAAAAGCAGACUACUAAAUUCAAUUAAAAAAAUGGAAGAUAAAUUGGAAACAAUAGUAAGCAAAAACGGAUCCGAAAAUCUUGGUGAAGUGAAAAAAUGUGUGCUUAAAAAAACUGACAAUUAUACACGGGAGUAUUCGAAGAGAAAACGACUCUGUGCUGAAAUGAUUGAAUCUAUUCUCGAAGGAUUUCCUGGGACUAAAAAAGGCCUGUACGAAGAAAUCGGCAUUGAAACUGUAGAUUUGUAAUGAUCCUUAGUCACGAAAUUAUUGCUGCUAUCGCACUACAAUUUCCGUUAUUAUUUAUUUCAGUUAUUCACGAUUCACUUCGGGCAUAUU